UUCAAAAAUUUUUGGAAAAAGCAAAAGAAGAUUUUGAACGUAAAUGGAAUCAACAAGGUUCAAAUACAGCAUCAUUAGAAGAUUAUGAACGUAUAAAAACAUUAGGUACUGGUUCAUUUGGUCGUGUUAUGUUGGUACAAAGAAAAUCUGGUCCUGAUGUAGGGAAACAUUUUGCAAUGAAAAUUCUUGAUAAACAAAAGGUGGUCAGAUUGAAACAAGUAGAACAUACAUUGAAUGAGAAAAAAAUAUUACAAGCUGUUGAUUUUCCAUUCUUAGUACAUCUUGAUGCUUCAUUCAAGGAUAAUUCAUAUUUAUACAUGGUCUUGGAAUAUGUACCUGGUGGUGAAAUGUUUUCACAUUUAAGAAAAACGGGAAGAUUUAGCGAACAAAUGGCCCGAUUUUAUGCCGCACAGAUAGUGUUAGCAUUUGAAUAUCUUCAUUAUCUCGAUCUCAUAUAUCGUGAUUUGAAACCAGAAAAUUUAUUAAUCGAUUCACAAGGUUAUAUUAAGGUCACAGAUUUUGGUUUCGCCAAACGAGUCAAAGGACGUACAUGGACGUUAUGUGGUACGCCCGAAUAUUUAGCACCAGAAAUUAUUCUUAGCAAAGGUUAUAACAAAGCAGUCGAUUGGUGGGCACUUGGUGUAUUAAUCUAUGAAAUGGCUGCCGGUUAUCCACCAUUCUAUGCUGAUCAACCAAUACAAAUUUAUGAAAAAAUUGUUAGCGGAAAAGUACGAUUUCCAUCACAUUUUAGUGUUGAAUUGAAAGAAUUGUUAAGAAAUUUAUUACAAGUUGAUCUUACAAAACGUUAUGGAAAUUUAAAAAAUGGUGUUAAUGAUAUUAAAAAUCAUCGUUGGUUUUCUUCCACAGAAUGGAUUGCCAUAUACCAGAAAAAGGUUGAAGCACCAUUUUUACCUAAAUGUAAAGGACCAGGCGAUACAAGUAAUUUUGAUGAUUAUGAAGAAGAAGCAUUACGAAUAUCAAGUACGGAAAAAUGUGCGAAAGAAUUUGCUGAUUUUUAGCCCCCCUUCUCUUCACACAACCAACCAACCAACCAAGCAAAAACAUCGAUGUUUAUCAUCAUCAUCCUGAUUAUCAUCAAUUGUUACAAUCAAUCAAAUCAGUCCGCCAAUUAUAAAAUUAUUGUUCACUAAAUCCAAAAA
Dermatophagoides pteronyssinus (European house dust mite) is the source of this 1160-nucleotide messenger RNA. It is a transcript of the gene Pka-C1, whose product is annotated as Protein kinase, cAMP-dependent, catalytic subunit 1. Gene Ontology annotation, cellular component: cAMP-dependent protein kinase complex; cytosol; nucleus. The record is from RefSeq and is a predicted model, not a curated record. Gene Ontology annotation, molecular function: ATP binding; cAMP-dependent protein kinase activity. Gene Ontology annotation, biological process: protein phosphorylation. NCBI's taxonomy places the organism in Eukaryota, Metazoa, Arthropoda, Arachnida, Sarcoptiformes, Pyroglyphidae.